ACAUGUGUCAGGAUUUGAGCUGCAAGCGCUGCAAGACAUCUCCUGACGUCUCCGGAUAUAUAAGCUCUAUGGUUAUAUAAUUCACUGUAUUAACCUAUUUUCUUUCUCAAUACGUUUCCUAAACGCCAUAUCAAAUUUCAAUAUAUUUAUAUUGUGAAUUUUGCUUUGCAUCUUCGCACUCAUGGAUUCAACGCAAGCAAUAAAUUUUCGGCGUGAUGAGGAACCAAUAUCAGCAUAUAAUGAAGAUUUCAACCACGAUUUAAUUUCUCUAAAAACAGAAGAAAAAAAGCUGAGACGCAGACAAGAAUGGUUGCGACGCAGACAAGAAUGGCUGCGACAGCAAGAACGUGAGAGACAACAUGAAAAAUUAAAGCAGCAAAAAAUUUUAGAGUAUGAGAGAAAACGUGCGCAAUCUUUAAAACAUGCGCAAGCUUUAAAGCUUGCUGAGCAAAAAUCUUCAUAUUAUAGUCGAAGUAGAAGUGACAGUAAGUCUCCCUCACUUCACCAGCAUAGAGGAAGAUCUGCAUCAAAUGAGUCUAAAUCAGGCACUUUGUAUGAAAAAUUAGAUGAGUCUUCAAGUGUGGCGGUACCCUUGUGCAAAGGUCUUCAGGGCAUACAGAUUAGUACUACAGAGCUACGUCAAAUUAAGGUUGAUAUAAUUCGCAAAAAUAUUUCUGCGAAAGAAUCCAUUUCCGAACUAGAUCGAGAUAUAGUUAAUCCUGAAGAUGUGGUCAUCAAAAGAAGAAUGGGGGAAGGAUGUAAACCGAUAUUCGACAGAAAAGAAAUUAAAACAGCGAUGGUCAAAAUCAAUGAAGUGAAGGAGCAACAUUCGCUUGCAGUCGUAGAUGGGGACCAACCAGGUUCCUCGAGCAAAUUACGAACUUCCAGGAAACGUUUUUCAUCCUUGAAUACUAUCAGAAAUCGUGAUUAUAGUCCUGGAUAUCGUAUAGAUUCAAAGCGUUAAGAUAGUAGGACGAUCACCGUAAAAAUGACGGGAGGAACAGUGUGGAGAAAAGUGUCAGAACAAACGUAGAGAACACACAGAAAAAGAUAUACAGAGAGAGACGCAAAUAAAUACCCCACACAACGUUAUGUCGUCUUAUAUUCGUCUGAAAGACAUCUUAAAAUCACUCAGACAUCUUACGAAACUGUCAAAGAGAUGUAUUUAAAACGUCUAUAAGACGUCUUAUGCAACAAGUUUCGACAAUUUAAAAACAUUUGAGAUGUCUCUUGAUUUGUCUUAUAAGACGUUUGUAAAACUUAUUUUAAGAUGUCUUUAAGACAAACGUUUUAGUAAUAUGACGAUUUUAUACUCAAGUAGCAAAUGAUCGUCAUUUGAUGCUUUUUAUCAUUAUAAUUAG
This is a messenger RNA of Linepithema humile (Argentine ant), 1361 nucleotides long. Its product is annotated as transformer homolog B. NCBI's taxonomy places the organism in Eukaryota, Metazoa, Arthropoda, Insecta, Hymenoptera, Formicidae. The record is from RefSeq and is a predicted model, not a curated record.